GAGGUUUUCAUAAAGUGUUUGGCAAAGACCCUCUCAGUCCUGCACAGCCUCUCAAGAGGGACUCAAGAGGUACUGGUUCUCACUGGUCAGCUGCAGCAGAUUUGUGUGUGAGUUCUUUCCUGCGUGUGUGUGACCAUGCGUGGUGUGUGCGUGUUCCUUUUGGCAUGCAUCAUGCCGCUAUCCGUCGCCAUGCCAGACAGGCAGGACCCGUUUCUCUGGCUGUCCGCCCUGCAUGGUCGCGGUUACAACGAGGGCUCCCUAUUGGCCGACACCACCGGGGGGGAGUGUCCUGAUGAGUGUGACUGCCCGCCCUCCUUUCCCAUCGCUAUGUACUGUGACGGACGGGGGCUGACAGCCAUGCCCACAGUGCCCUCCAGGAUGAAGUACCUGUACCUGCAGCACAACGAGAUCACCGCCCUGCCAGACUCCGCCCUGGCUAACACUACUAACCUAGUCUGGGUCAUGUUGCAUCACAACGCGCUGUCUACAGACAAAAUCGGCAAGAGGGCGUUUGCCAAGCUGCAAGGGUUGGAGCGUCUGUACCUACAACAUAACAACCUGACUGGUGUUCCCCCCAACCUGCCACGCUCACUACGAGACCUUAGACUCAACAACAACAACAUCAACAAGAUUACGCCAGAGGCCCUGGAGGGCAUGGGCAACCUGACCAUCCUGUAUCUCCAUGACAACGCUCUGACGGAGAUGGGCACAUCUCUUAGGGGGUUGAACUCACUCACACUCCUCGACGUCAGCGGCAACAAGCUGAAAAAGGUUCCAGACAGCCUCCCAGAGCGCAUCCACCAGCUGUACCUGGAGUCUAAUGCCAUCAGCGCUGUCCCAGAGGGAUUCCUCAGUAAGUUCUCCCAGCUGCAAUACAUUCGCAUGGGCCACAACCAGCUGACGGACAAGGGCAUCCCUCCCAACACCUUCAACGUGACUGGCCUGGUGGAGCUGGACCUCAGCUUUAACCAGCUGGAGAGGAUCCCCCCCGUCAGCCAGACGCUAGAGCACCUCUACCUACAGGCCAACCACAUCAAAGAGUUUACCCUGGGUAGUUUCUGUAGUGUCGUGGACGUGAUUAACUUCUCCAAACUGAGGACGGUGCGUCUGGAUGGGAAUGAGAUCAGCACCAGGGAUGUCCCCUCCGACUCAGUCCUUUGUCUGCGCAUGGCCAACACCAUCGAGGUGUAACACUCCCCUCUCACCACCAGGCUACAGCACCAUCUAGGUGUAACACUCCCCUCUCACCACCAGGCUACAGCACCAUCUAGGUGUAACACAACCAUCUCACCACCAGGCUACAGCACCAUCAAGGUGUAACACUCCCCUCUCACCACCAGGCUACAGCACCAUCUAGGUGUAACACAACCAUCUCACCACCAGGCUACAGCACCAUCUAAGUGUAACACUCCCCUCUCACCACCAGGCUACAGCACCAUCUAGGUGUAACACAACCAUCUCACCACCAGGCUACAGCACCAUCAAGGUGUAACACUCCCCUCUCACCACCAGGCUACAGCACCAUCUAGGUGUAACACAACCAUCUCACCACCAGGCUACAGCACCAUCAAGGUGUAACACUCCCCUCUCACCACCAGGCUACAGCACCAUCAAGGUGUAACACUCCCCUCUCACCACCAGGCUACAGCACCAUCAAGGUGUAACACAACCAUCUCACCACCAGGCUACAGCACCAUCAAGGUGUAACACUCCCCUCUCACCACCAGGCUACAGCACCAUCUAGGUGUAACACUCCCCUCUCACCACCAGGCUACAGCACCAUCAAGGUGUAACACUCCCAUCUCACCACCAGGCUACAGCACCAUCAAGGUGUAACACAACCAUCUCACCACCAGGCUACAGCACCAUCAAGGUGUAACACUCCCCUCUCCCCACCAGGCUACAGCACCAUCAAGGUGUAACACAACCAUCUCACCACCAGGCUACAGCACCAUCAAGGUGUAACACAACCAUCUCAACACUGGAAUGCAGCAUUUCCAGUACACAUUUGCAACUCUCCUAUUUCCUGAACGGAGGGCAGCAGUUUGAUCGUCACUAGUUACCAAAGCCACAAAGUCAUAAUUAUUAUUAUUAUUAUUAUUAUUAUUAUUUCUAUAAUAUAUUAGCCAUUCAGCAGACACUUCUAUCCAGAAUGACUUGCAGUCAUGCAUGCAUACAUUGGGUUGUCCUGGGAAUCGUGCCAAGCGCUGCCAACUGAGCUACAAUUUCUCUGCCAAAAAUUGGAUUUUAAAUCUAACCCUAACCUUAACCACACUGCUAAACGUAUGCCUAACCUUAACCUUAAAUGAAGACUGAGAAGCACAUUUUUGCUUUCAUUAAUUUUGACAAUAUAGACAAUUUUGACUCUGUGGCUGUGAUAACUAGUGACAAAGCAGCAGUCCUAACUUUAGCAUCACAUUGCAAUUCUCCAAUCUCACCAAGAAGGGGCAGCAGAGGGUUAUGAGACACAAAGGCACACCAAGUUUAUUUUGGUUUAGUUUGUUUUACUAAUAUCAUUCAAAAGGACAUUAUCAUACAUCUCCAUAUCAGGACAAGUUGUUUUCUAAACUUUAGAAAUAGAAUGUUCAAAGCAUGUUCAAAGUCAACUUCAUGUCAACUUUUGACGGUCAGAAAAAAAUGAUGGACGAAUGGUGGUUCUGGCCAUAAUUUACGUUGUCUGACAACAUAUGAGCCUCAGAGAAAUGCCAUUGGCUCAGAUCUCUGUGUUCCGGCCCUAACCCGAGUAGGGAUGUAACUGUUGUGAUUUAUGAUUGAGAUUUAUGAUAUGAAAGACAUGUAGGCAUACUGCAUGUAUUGGUAUUAGUAUUGACUAAGGGCCUUGGUGUUUUGAUGUCCUUUACAGGGCUUUCUUCUUGACUUAAUAAAGGUAUUCAUGUUUUACUAAGACUUAA
Molecule: messenger RNA, 2912 nt
Organism: Salvelinus fontinalis (brook trout)
Lineage: Eukaryota; Metazoa; Chordata; Actinopteri; Salmoniformes; Salmonidae
Product: fibromodulin-like
Exons: 6
Coding region: 136-1191 (351 amino acids)
Molecular function (GO): protein binding
Source: RefSeq, a predicted model, not a curated record